AUGCCCGGAAUCCAAUUCAAUGAUAUUGUUACACGUAAGCAGCAGCAUCGCGCUUCACUCAUCCCAGAGCAGUGGAGGAUCAAAGUCUCAAAUCCACAGGCUGAAUAUUCCCCUCUCAAAGAACUGCUUGGUAGCAAUAUAUUGACGUCAAUGGAACUUGAUCUGACUGAUUGUACCAAGCAUGAUGCUGUUGGGAUCCUCAGCCUCCUUGCCACUGGUGGUAUUACAGCCAAAAGUUUGAUCACGUCUUUCUGCAAGAGGGCUGCGGCUGCGCACAGCCUGACCAAUUUCAUCACUGAGGUGAACUUUGACCAGGCUAUCCGUCGCGCUGUAGAGCUUGACGAGCAUCUCAAACGCACCAGCACCCCAAUCGGGCCGCUGCAUGGUCUUCCCAUCACUGUCAAAGACCACAUGGACGUUGAGGGACAUGACUCAUCUGCCGGAAUUGCGGCUUGGUGCUUCAGCCCAGCAGAGUCCAACUCGCACCUUGUUCAAAUCAUGGUUGACGCUGGCGCUGUCAUCAUAGCCAAGACCAAUGUACCCCAGACAUGCCUGGCCGCUGAUACCAUCAACGUUGUGUUCGGAAGAACGCUUAAUGCACACAAGAGCGGGUUCGGAGCCGGCGGGUCGUCUGGCGGAGAGGGCACUUCCCUUGCUAUGGGCGCAUCGAUCCUUGGGCUGGGGUCAGACGGCGCUGGAUCUGCUAGAAUGCCAGCAAUGGCGAAUGGAGUCAUUGGUUAUCGACCAAGUGGCUAUCGUCUCCCCGCUGAUGGGAGAUCCAUUCUCGACCCAGGCAUGAUCGGCAUCACACAAUUGGGACCCGUUGCAACAUUUGGCUUCAUGGGUCAUUCAGUUCGAGACAUUCGACUUGUAUCCAAAGUGGUCAGCGACGCAAAACCAUGGGACAAGGACCCCUUUCUGUAUCCGUCACCCUGGUUGAACAUUCUGGCGCCCGCUAGGCCCCGUAUUGGAGUAUGGACCCUGGAGACGAGAAACAACUAUCUUCAUCUAUUCCCUCCCGUCAGGCGGGGCUACAUAGCAGCACAGGAACGGCUGCGCCAAGCGGGCUACGAGCUCAUCGAGUUCCAGCCACCAGAUAUGGCCGAGGUCUGGGACCUUUGUAAAGCCUUUAUCCACGUUCAGGGACUCUCCGUUUUGAAGGGGCAUAUAGAAAAAGAACCCAUCACCAAGGUUGUGAAAGAUACAGGCAUCUUGACGUCCCGAUGGCCCACAGGACUCAAACUUGAUGACAUCCACAGACUCAACCAGAGACUUGCAAGGCUAAACGUCCAGAUGAAACAGGCUUGGAACGCGACCGGUCAUGCUCUUGAUGCCCUGCUUUGGGUCACCAGCCCCAACACAGCUCUGCCAGUCGAUGAAUGGAGAGAUACAACCUUUACGACUAUAUUCAACGCCGUCGAUUGGCCCGCCAUCUCUCUGCCUCUGGGCAUGAGCUGUGAUAAGGAUGUUGAUGUUCCGUACAUAAACUUCGAACCAUUUGGAACUGAAGACAGCCGGCUUAAUUCUCUCUAUGAUCCCGAGCAUUUUCAUGGGCUUCCAUUAUCUGUGCAGUUAGCAGGUCAGAAGUUCGAGGAUGAAAAGCUUCUAGCUAUUGCAGAACUUAUUCAUCCGAUUAUGAGGGGUGAUAGUUAAUGUUAGUUCG
Molecule: messenger RNA, 1663 nt
Organism: Fusarium oxysporum Fo47
Lineage: Eukaryota; Fungi; Ascomycota; Sordariomycetes; Hypocreales; Nectriaceae
Product: amidase signature domain-containing protein
Exons: 2
Coding region: 1-1653 (550 amino acids)
Source: RefSeq, a predicted model, not a curated record